Daphnia pulicaria is the source of this 701-nucleotide messenger RNA. It is a transcript of the gene mRpL50, whose product is annotated as 39S ribosomal protein L50, mitochondrial-like. Lineage: Eukaryota; Metazoa; Arthropoda; Branchiopoda; Diplostraca; Daphniidae. Gene Ontology annotation, cellular component: mitochondrial large ribosomal subunit; mitochondrion. The record is from RefSeq and is a predicted model, not a curated record. The coding region runs from base 83 to 646 and encodes 187 amino acids. The transcript is spliced from 3 exons.
CAUUUCCUUCUUCUCUUCGGUGGGAAUUGAAUCGUGACAAAAAGCCGGUAACGUUAAAAAAGGUGUCGUCCAUUCUCGCUAGAUGGCUACCACAUGUUAUUUUCUUCAACAUCUUAUUCCUAGUUCAGCCAACAGCAUGGCUUGUGGAUUAUAUCAGGCAAGACGCUUUGCGUCAACUAUAGAAUCCAUCGCAAAGUCUUUGAAGGACAGAAGUUAUCUGCGCCCUCAUAAACCUUACACCCCUCCGGAGGACGCCGAAAAGAAACUCGAUGGCAUUUUUGAAAGCCAAUUGGGCUCAAAUUCAGCACAAUUAAGUAAUGGCCGCAUCAAGUUUAAAGUGCUUACGGCCUGCUUCAAGGAAUUUAAUCAUGGAGUGCCUAAUUCAAAACUACACGAAAUUCUAACCACAGAUGACAUCAGAGACUUUUACCUGCAAGAAAUUGAUACUAGAGUGCCACUAGACAAAUUCAAGUCCAUUGAGCUCCCACCCAAUGUCUCAAUCCAGUAUGAUUAUCACCGUUUCCAUCCAGACACAGACACCAUGCAUGGUGGCAUAAGUGCUUUCCCCAGGCGGUCUACCAUAGUCACUGGAUUGAAAUACAAGAAGAAGUAUGCUGGCUACAAUUAUAAACCUAUAUGGCAUUGAAUGAAAAUUACUGUACAACUUUUAUAGUCAAAUAAUAAAAUGAAAAAUAUCCCAA